AUGGCGGAUCCAGGAGUCUGCUGCUUCCUCACCAAGCUCUUGUGCGAGAACAAGUCGGGGUCCUCGGAUGUCCAGCGUUUGAGCCAGAAGAUCGGCUGGUCGGAGGCGCAGCUGAGCCAGAUCCUGCAGGAGGCCGGGCCCGAGCGCUUCCUGCUGGUGGAGGACGAGGACCCCUCCGUAGCCGUGGCCGUGGCCGUGAGCCCCUUGCGCCUCUGCGGCUACUACCUGAGGGACGAGUGUGACGGCUGCGAGCGGCUACACCUUUGUAAACUGUUUGUGCAGGAUAGGUGCAGGUAUAAAAAGCAGGGGUACAAAUGCAGAUUUUCCCAUGAUAUUCAUUUGCCUGGGAAUAGCAAAAUCCUGAAAAAUAAUGCACUUUUUGGCAUCAAUGAAUCAGAGCUCAAAGUCCUGCUUUUUCAGAAUGAUCCUUCCCUUUUGCCUGAGGUCUGCCCCUUCUACAACAGAGGUGAAGGGCCUCAUGGAUCCUGCAAUCUCCAGGAUAAUUGCACCAAGCUCCAUGUUUGUAAGCAUUUCAUCUGGGGGGAGUGUCGGUUUCAGAAGUGCAAGCGAUCUCAUGAUCUACAUACUGAAAAUGUGAUGAAAUUACUGAGGGAUCAGGGGUUGAAUGCCUCCACCAUUUUGAACAUCCAGAGAAUCUGCAAGUAUAAGCAUGGAGAGAUCUGCAAGUCCUUUGACAAGAAGAAAGAUAAACGAUCUGAAUCUGCUCCUACAAGCAAUGAGAAGACAAAAAGCAGUGAGAUUUGCCUUUACUACAUCUGGAAAUUCUGCAAACAAAAAAAUAAUUGUAGAAAUGUUCAUUACAAGUUGCCCUACCGAUGGCAAAAGUUGGAUGGCACUGUCUGGAAUGAUCUUCCCAUGAUGGAAGGGAUUGAAAAAACUUAUUGUGAUCCAAAGAACUCCAGAUAUGUUUCCCCAGCCCCAUCUCCCUCAUCUCCCUCGUAUAUCAGUCUCCUGUUCAACUUGGCUCUUGGUCUUCCGCCUCUUUUCCCAAAUGUUGGAGCCCAAAUGGGAGACCUGGAUAUCAAUUUUGAGACUAUGACCUGUGGUUUGAAUCAAGUACGUCGCUUAUCCACCCCCUCCUCAGUCACCAAACCUUCCAGUAUUCUCCUAACCACAACAUGGCUUUGGUAUUGGCUGAAUGACAAUGGUCAGUGGGUUGAAUAUGGAACCCAGGGUGAACAUCAUCCUCCAUCUUCAAUAACAUCCACAGAUAUAGAAACAAUAUACCUUGCUGAUUCACAUUCCACUGUUGACUUUCAGGCUGGACAUCAGUUUUAUGAAAUCAACUUUAAAGAAAUGGUUCAGAAAAAUUUGAUAUGCCAAACCAAAAGAAAAAUAUGUAGGAGGCCAAAAUUUGUAUCUGCUGAAGACGUGGACAAACUAAGGAAACGUAAUCAGGCAGAAGGGAGCCGGCAGGGUGCUUUCACUUUUGCAGUCCCUCCCUCCUGGGACAAAUCAGCUGUGCCAGAUGUUGGCUAUAAGCUUGUGAUGCUCAAUGAAACCUCUAAAGAAUUCAAUGAUGUCAAGAGCCAAUUUGAAAAGACAAUGACAGGUUUCGUCAUUCAACGUAUCCAAAGGAUUCAGAAUUUGGCCCUUUGGCAAGUCUUCCAGUGGCAGAAGGAGCAGAUGAAAAAGGUGAAUGGAGGGAAGGAUGUGGAUGAAAGACAUUUAUUUCAUGGAACAAAAUACAUCCAUAUGAAUGACAUCUGCAGUCAUAAUUUUGAUUGGAGGAUCUGUGGGACCCAUGCAACAGUCUAUGGCAAAGGAAGUUACUUUGCAAGAGAUGCAAGUUAUUCACAUAAUUACUCUGAGUCGGAGACCAAUGUCAAAAUCAUGUUCCUGGCUCGAGUUCUGGUCGGAGUUUUCACUCAAGGAGAUUCAAAAUAUGUCCGGCCACCAAUGCGACAGGGUACGCAGAAUACCUUCUAUGACAGCUGUGUCAAUAACAGAUUGGAUCCCACCAUAUUUGUGAUUUUUGAGAAGCAUCAGAUUUACCCAGAGUAUGUCAUAGAGUAUGCUGAGAAGAGUAAACAGUGCACCAUUAGUUAAGGCAAAAGAAUUCACUAUUUCCUCAAUUGAAUCAUUCCUUCCGCGCCCCCCCCCCCAUUUUUUUGUGAAUAAUAGAAAAGUAGCUUUUCUACCUUCCUGUUUUUAAGGAAAGCAGUAAGUGAUCAUGUGGGAGAGCAUUUACUCAAAGAUGACUUGUAAAUGCCUUUUGUAGCAGAUAUGUUUAUGAAAGACCACAUGAAACAUAAUUUCCAGAAGUAGAAUCCUGUUUUAAAUGCACCCAAGGAGCUCACUAUUUAAAGGUAUGCGGCAUUGAAUCAUGAUGCAAAAAAAAAACAACAAAAAACAAAACAAAAAAAAAACCAACAACAAACCUUUGAAGUACAAAAAGUCACUACCUAAUUUAUCUGUUUCCAAAGGUUGGAUUUUCGUAAAAGUCUUUUAAAAAAAACAAAAAACUUUUUUAUUAGCUAGUGUACUGCUGUAGGGAGUCUCUUUUAGUUACUUUUCAAUUGGAUGAGAAGACUACAUCACCUGAUGGAUCAGCCCAUUAACAAACAUUUAUUAAGCCCCUACUAUGUACCAGAAAAUGCACGAUGUAUUAGGGAUACAAAGAAAAAUAGAAGACAGUCCUUCCUCUCAAGUUCAUAGUCUAAUGAGGGAAACAACAUAUAAACAACCGUACAAUUCAGCCAUUUGGGGAUAAAAUGGAAAUGAUCAACCUAGGAAAGAUAUAAAAAUGAAAGGGAAUCAGAAAGGGCUAACUGGAGAAGGAAGGAUUUUAGGUGGGCCUUAAAGGAAGCCAGGAGAAAAAUGAGGAGGGAGAACAUUCUGGGUAUGAAGGAUAGCUAGAGAAAAAUCCUGGAGCUGAGAGGUGCAGUGUCUUGUUUGUAGAAUAGCAAGGAGGCUAGUGUCACUGGACUGAAGAGUACAUGAGGGUGAGGGGCAGGGUGUAAGGUGUAAGAAGAGUAAGGAAGCUAGGUUAUGAGGGAUUUUGACAAGCAGAGGAUUUUAUAUUUGAUAUUAGAGGUGAUGGGAAGCCACUGGAGUUUAUUGUCACUCCAACAGGGCUACGUGGUUGGAUUGGUGUUUUUUUUGACAACUUUGACAGCUGAAUGGAGACUGGAUUGGAGUGGAAAGUCUUGUGGCAGGCAGAUUGACCAGCAGGUUAUUGCAAUAGUCCCAGUGUAAGGGGAUGGGAGUGUAUAUGAAGGUGAUGGUGGUGUUAGAGAAGAAAAAGGGGUCUAAUCAAGAGAUGUUACAAUGGUAAAAUUGAUAGGCCAUGGCAACUGAUUCAAGGUGGGGGGUGGUGGUAAAAGAGUGAGGAGUCAAGGAUGACGCCUAGAUUGUGUGCCUAGGUGAUUAGGAGGGUAAUGAGCACCCUUGAUAAUGAGGGAAAUUUGAGACAGGGGAAGAUUUUUUGGGAAAAGAGUAUGGGUUUUGUUGUGGACAUGUUGAAUUUGAGAUAUUUAUAGGACCUCCAGUUUGAGAUGUCUAAGAGUCAGUUCGAGAGUGGAGGUCAGCAAAGGUUAGGAUUGGAUAUCGAGACUUGAGGGUCACCAGUGUAGAGAUGAGAGAGAAAAGAAGGUCCAAGACAGCCCUGUGGGACAUCUAGGAUUAGCAGAAUUAGCUGGAUGAAGAUCCAACAAAGGAGACCAAGAAGAAGUCAGAUAGGUAGGAGGAGAGAAUGACGUCGCCCCCCACCCCCAAAUAACUAGAGAGAAGAAAGUAUCAGGGAGAAUAAGGUGAUCAAGAAUGCCAAAAGCUGCAGAGAGGUCAAGAAGGAUGAGGACUGAGAAAAAGCCCUCACUUUUGGCAAUUCAGAGAUCAUUAGUAAGUUUGGAGAGAUCAGUUUGAUUGAAUCAGGAGUCAGACUGUGAGUUAAGAAGAGAAUGAGAGGAAGAGAAGUGGAAGCAUCUAUUUUAGAUCACCUUCCAUGAGUUUAGCAACAAAAGACAAGGGAGGCCUGGGAUAAGAGUUAGUGGAGCUGGAUGGAUUAAGUGAGGGUAUUUUUGAGAAUGGGUGAGAUGUCCGCAUGUUUGUAGGUAGUAGGGAAGCAGCCAGUAGACAGGGAGAAAUCAAAGAGAGAGUGGGGAUGCGGGAGGGGAUAAUCUGUUGGGGAAGAUAGAUUGGAAGAGAGUCACUUGUGCACAUAGAGAGGUUUGUCUUGGCAAGAAGGGCUCCCUCUUCAUGUGAGAUAGGGAUGAAAUAGGAAGUAAUGGUAGAAGGCCACUGAGUGAUGUGAAAUGAAGAGAGGAGAAAGGGGAGAAGAGGGAGCUUUGAUAAAUGGUCUCAGGCUUUUCAGUGAAGAAGUCUUUCUCCCUACUUCUCUAUUCAACUGACUGAACUUGCAUCGUGUCCUGCUUAUGUAUUUGUUCCUUGCCCAAACUUGGGACCAAAGUGGAAACUUUGAGGAAAGGCUAGAAUCAAGAUGCUGGGAGCUGCUAAUGUUAGAAUUUGGUACCUGUUUACCACAAUCAUUUGCAUAUUAUUUAUAAUAGGAUACAAAUUUAUUCCUUCAGCUACCCUUAUGUUAGAGGGCCUAGUUUAAUGCAUCAUGACUACUAGAAAGGGAAUGUGGGCUAUGAUAUUUGAAAAUUCUAGAGUUGUGCUCUACAAAAUCAGUUGCUCAUUUGUUGAGAUAUAUAAUAUUUGGCAGUAUCCUCCCUAACUAUACAAUUAUAUUUAGGAAUGUACUAUCUAUUGGAGAAGGAAAAACUAGAAAAAACUUCCUAAGAUUCAUUCUUUCACUCAAACCUAGGUCCCAACACACUUUUUAGAUUAUUCUAUGGACAUUAGCCAUAGUCUGAUCUUUAGCCAAUGAAAGCUUAAUUUAACAACAUUCCUUAUUUUUAAGGAUGCUUUUAUUGACAUAAUACCUAAAAGUACCAACUAUCUCAUUUCUGUGGUUACUCCUUCUGCUAGUACAGCUCUCACCACACCUAUACUUUUUCAUUCCGUGUGAUAUUUGUCCAUAUUUUCCAAAUAUCCUCUAUAGUGGAUUUCGCAGUGUGCUAAAAGACCUGUUUCUCGUUUGUCCACCUGGCUGGAAUCCCUAACUUUAACUAUAUGAUGCUUGCUGCUCCAUACAUAUUUUUAAUUCUAGGAUGAUAUCCCUACAUCAUAUGAUGCAUGCAGGUCAUUUUUCUGCAUAUGGCAUAGUCUUUGCCCACCAUAUGUCUUUCCAUUGCCCUUUUAAUUUUUAUUCUUCAGAAAUGGUGGUAUCUCAAAUUUGUAACUAUACUGCAUCAAAAGGACAAAACGGAUAUUAAGAAGAUGGGCUUUUGUGUUUGCAAGCAGCUUAAGAUCUUUGAAAGGACUAGAUGAUUAGGCCCAUCCUUUUGGAAUAGCCAUGAAUCUCUUUAAGGAGGAGUUCAUAUAAUUUAUGUUUUGGGGUUUGAUGCAUUUCCCACAGUCUUAGGAACAUA
Molecule: messenger RNA, 5456 nt
Organism: Gracilinanus agilis (Agile Gracile Mouse Opossum)
Lineage: Eukaryota; Metazoa; Chordata; Mammalia; Didelphimorphia; Didelphidae
Product: protein mono-ADP-ribosyltransferase PARP12-like
Exons: 13
Coding region: 1-2070 (689 amino acids)
Molecular function (GO): NAD+ poly-ADP-ribosyltransferase activity; metal ion binding
Source: RefSeq, a predicted model, not a curated record